AUGAAAGCUGCUCCCCUCCUCGUCUCCUGGCACGAGGACAACAGCCCCAUCUACUCUGCUCAUUUCGAGCCGCAUGGAAAGGGAAGAUUGGCCACUGCUGGGGGCGACGGACAUAUUAGGAUCUGGAAGGUGGAGACGAAUGGCGAGGAGCGCAAGGUCACCUACCUCUCCACCCUCAAGAAGCAUACACAGGCGGUUAAUGUGGUGAGGUGGUGUCCUCGGGGCGAACUUCUUGCAUCCGCGGGCGACGACGGCAAUGUCCUCCUCUGGACCCCUUCGGAGACUGCACCAGUGACCUUUGGCGACGACAACCAACAAGAAGACGUCGAGCAUUGGAGGGUGAAGACCAUGUGUAGAUCCAACACGGGCUCGGAGAUCUACGACCUGGCAUGGUCCCCCGACGGCUUGUUCUUCGUGACUGGCAGCAUGGACAAUGUUGCUCGGAUCUACAAUGCAUCGAAUGGUCAAACGGUCCGCCAAAUCGCAGAGCACAAUCACUACGUCCAGGGCGUGGCUUGGGAUCCCCUCAAUGAAUACGUCGCCACGCAGUCCUCCGAUCGAUCGGUCCAUAUCUACUCCCUCAAGACCAAAGAUGGCCAAUUCGCCCUCACCCAACACAACAAAGUCGUCAAGAUGGACCUCCCCGUCGGCAGGCGCAUCUCUUCCAACAGCCCAGCCCCUCCGGACUUUGGACAUCAUCGAGCAUCCCUACACGCAGAGUUGAGCUCGGAAGCGGUGGGCUCACCGAGACCCUCUGCCCCCGGCACACCGCAAUCUCUCGCCUUGCCCAUGAAUCCCCCUCCGACCUCGCACAGCAGAAGAUCUUCCAUAGGCUCACAAAUGGGCCAGUCGAUGCGCCGAUCCGUGUCCCCGAGUCCCUCCACCAUGCCUCUCCCGGCCGUCAUGCCCUCUGCCUCGCCCAGCUUGUCCGGCUCGCUGGGCUUCCGAAAUUCAAACAUCUACGCCAACGAGACUCUCACCUCCUUCUUUCGACGACUGACCUUUGCACCAGACGGUAGCUUGCUCUUCACACCAGCCGGACAGUACAGGACGUUCCAUCCUGCCACGGAAGGGUCGAAGGGCUCGGACGACAUCAUCAACACCGUCUACAUCUACACCCGUGCAGGACUCAACAAGCCGCCAGUGGCAUACCUGCCAGGACACAAGAAACCCUCGGUGGCGGUCAAAUGCUCUCCGGUCUACUACCAUCUUCGCGUGUCGAAUGUGGAGACCAAAGAGAUUACCAUUGAUACGCGGACGGAAGACGACAUUCCCCCCUUGCCCGAACCUGCCGUACCUCCCAGGCCAGCAACAUCCUUCUCGGCGAUGGACCCCCCGCCCCUCACCAGUGCGCCAUCUCCUUCUCUGAGUGUCGCCACCAUGGCAUCGCCCAGGCCGCCACUCGAUCCAGAGCACAGUCCUUCGACACCAGCGCCACCAGCCGGCCCACCACCGGCGUUCGCCCUGCCGUAUCGAAUGGUGUAUGCCGUCGCAACCCAAGACGCUGUCCACGUUUACGACACGCAGCAGCAACGGCCGCUGUGUAUUGUCAGCAAUCUACAUUAUGCGACCUUUACGGACCUGUCGUGGUCAAGCGACGGACAGACACUCCUCAUGACCUCAUCGGACGGCUUCUGUUCUGCUCUCACAUUCUCCCCCGGCGAACUGGGAUUAGUAUACCAUCACUCUUCCGCAAAGAGUGAGAAACACACGCCCGCGCCAAUCUCAGUAGGCAACGCCAACUCGGCAUCCUCCACGCCUCAAGCCACACCUACGACUUCCUCUGCCGCAGUGGGAAGCGUGCCUCCACCGCCUGUCCCCGCCGCGGCGCGCCGAAUCUCCGGCUCAAAUAGUACGCUCCCGCCGAAUCCAUCUCCAUCGCCUUACCUCUCUACUGCCCGCCCCGCAUCGCCCGCGCGAAGCAUGUCGGCCUCGAGCAUCGCAACGGAAGCCAGCUUCGCCCGAGCACCAGACCAGAAUGCUCCACCGGUCAUGAACAAUCCGACACCGGCUUUGACAUCUCUUCCAUCCGUUGCAGCGACAGGAUCGAAUUCCAGCGCCGGCGGCAUGCCGCUUUUCACUCCGCCGCAGACACCUGGUCAUCACGCUAGUGGCUCGACCAGCAGUCUGCCUGGCGUGAGUGUGACUGGCACGCAGCGGGAGAGCAGCGUGUCUGAUACCAAUGUGCCGGCUGUUGCUAGUGCUGCGGGGGUGAAGAGGGAGGGUACUUCUCCGCCUGCUGCAGCACAGGAGGGUGAGAACGGUGGAAGGGAAAAGAGGAGACGGAUUGCACCUACCCCCGUCACGAAGGAGAAUGCGGGAAACGGAGGUGGAGGGUGA
Messenger RNA from Neohortaea acidophila, 2340 nucleotides. RefSeq names its product WD40-repeat-containing domain protein. Lineage: Eukaryota; Fungi; Ascomycota; Dothideomycetes; Mycosphaerellales; Teratosphaeriaceae. Gene Ontology annotation, molecular function: protein binding. Gene Ontology annotation, biological process: DNA replication-dependent chromatin assembly; nucleosome assembly. The transcript has 3 exons. Bases 1 to 2340 code for a protein of 779 amino acids. Gene Ontology annotation, cellular component: nucleus; CAF-1 complex. The record is from RefSeq and is a predicted model, not a curated record.